AUGGACAAGGAGAAAGAUAGGCCAGAUGCCGGGCUGAGGUCGCUCAAUCACUACAAGCUCAGACUGCCACCAUGGCGCUAUCUUUUGAGAGAACAACUCCUCCCGGUUGUGCGUUGGGAGACUCCCUACGUCGCCUGGCUACAAGACACGCUGCGAACUCCAGCCUUUGACACAUAUUUUGCGACGUCGGCAAACCUGGGCACGCACACUUUCUUCAUGGUUAUGCUGCCUAUCCUCUUCUGGUGUGGGAAUACAAAUCUGGGGAGAGGGAUGGUCCACGUUCUGGCUUCAGGAGUUUUCUUCAGCGGGUUUCUGAAAGAUCUCCUCUGCCUCCCCCGACCGCUCUCUCCGCCGCUCACUCGAAUCACCAUGUCUGGGUCUGCCGCCCUUGAAUACGGCUUUCCCUCCACACACUCGACUAAUGCGGUCUCGGUUGCCGUUUACUCCCUCUGGCUUCUCCGGCACGAAUCCAACAACCUGGACCCGAAUCUCAAUCUCGGUCUGCAGAUUUUAGCGUACUUCUACGCCAUUUCUAUUGUGCUUGGGCGGCUGUACUGUGGGAUGCAUGGUUUCUUUGACGUCAUCUGGGGCAGCGUUCUCGGUGCCCUGAUAGCUCUGGUUCAAUGCUUUUAUGGGGAGGCGUUUGAUGACUGGCUCCACGGUGGCGACUUGAAACGAGUCGUGCUUGUUGUUCUGGUCGUCUUGGUCCUGGUUCGCAUCCAUCCUGAACCGGCAGACGACUGUCCCUGUUUUGAUGACAGUGUCUCUUUUGCGGGAGUCAUGAUUGGCUGUGAAUACGCUGUUUGGCACUUUGCCCGCACCACCUAUGCCUGGUCCACUCCUGCCAAAGGCACUAUCCCGUUCGAUCUUGAGAAGAUGGGCUGGAUCAUGACAUUGGCGCGCAUUCUACUUGGAGUCCUGGUGAUUUUUGCAUGGCGGGGCAUCAUGAAGCCCACCCUACUGAAAAUACUCCCACCGAUAUUCCGUGUCAUUGAACAGCUUGGUCUUACCCUACCACGACGAUUCUUCAAACCCGCGUCAGAGUACGAAACCAUUCCGCGGCAACCUAAUGACGACAACAUCAUCCCACCCGCACGGGAGAUUCCUCACCUGCUAUCAACGUUCCGACGCCGAAGGGCCAUCUCGGUUGGGCCUCAGUCCGAGGCAGACGCGUACGAAACACUGGCCUACCGUGACAAGAGGAGGAGGGACAGUAAAAAUGCUCUUGAGACGCUCACUCCAACAAUGCAAGGCUCCCCCCAAUCCCCACCUCCUCCUGAUCCCGGCUACUUCCAGACCAAAGAUACCGCUACGGGGAGGAAAAGAUCCAACAGCCUGGAGAUGUUCCGAGCGCAGAUGGGGACAGGGAUGGAAACAUUAUCACCAGCUCCUGCGGCCCCACCCGCCAACGACAGAGCACGCACCCCCGAGGAAGCUCAGGCAAUGGAUGAAUUGCAGGAAAGACAGAUAUUCUUGAGCAUCCAGAAGCCUCGAGUCCGAUACGACGUGGAGGUGGUGACGAAAUUGAUUGUGUAUUCGGGGAUCGCCUGGCUGGCUAUUGAGGGCAUCCCUGUGCUGUUCAAAUACGUUGGCUUGAGCGUCGAUUGA
Fonsecaea erecta is the source of this 1608-nucleotide messenger RNA. RefSeq lists its product as hypothetical. The transcript is spliced from 3 exons. The record is from RefSeq and is a predicted model, not a curated record. Gene Ontology annotation, molecular function: sphingosine-1-phosphate phosphatase activity. Bases 1 to 1608 code for a protein of 535 amino acids. Gene Ontology annotation, cellular component: endoplasmic reticulum membrane. Lineage: Eukaryota; Fungi; Ascomycota; Eurotiomycetes; Chaetothyriales; Herpotrichiellaceae.